UACCUCUAUCUAGGGUAAAACAAAACAACAUGUUGAUGCUUACAGCAGCUAAUUGCUAAAGUUACAAAGAAUGGAUUGCAGAUCUUUAGUGUUUGAUGUUCACAUUUGUGGGGCCUGCAGGAAAGAAUACAACGAUUAUCAUGAGUUUACAAAACACAAAGAAACGUGUUCAGUUUUAGAAGAGCUAAGGAAACAGAAAUUUCAUUCCUUAAACCAAACAGGUACAACAGUGUGUAUUCCAACAGAGAGAGAAGAUUCAGGAAAAUGUCCAAAAUCUCCAAAUGUGGAAAAUAUCUCAGCAAAACAUGCGGAAAAUCAACCAUAUCAGAAAAGUGAAGUUUCCUCAAGUGUUGUUCCAACACUGAUAACGCCUAAGCAUUCUUUCAUCACAAAUGUUAGUUCUGCAGCAUUACCUGAGUACGCAGAUAAAACAGUAAUACCAUCAAACUUUGUGCACCUACUAGGAAACAGUAACAGUGAAAAUUUACAGCAUGUUAGCAGUGAUAGUGUUCUUUUAACACAAGUUUACCAAAAUCAGAAACAUGCAUGUACUGGUGCUGAUAGUAUUGUUGGAAAUUCAUCACAUCCCCAACAAAUGUCAAAUAUUAACAUCGGUAAUCAACUGCCUACUCCAGUUGGCCAUGAAUAUGCAAGACAGAAUAUGGAGGAGAUUGAAGAAAAACACAGAGCUGUUGAGAUGAACAACUCACAUCCAGUUUGCCAGAUAGUUACAAUAAACAAUGAUAGGUAUUUGAUCAUCACAAACACAGGCCAGGGAGAUAUAUGUAUACCCAUCAAUGCUGAAAAUGCUGAUGUUCUUAAUCUGGUCCAGAACUUCAUGAAGGAUUCUUAUGAUCUUGCUACAAAUUCAAGUCCUCAAAAGGCCUCAUUUGAAAUAAAAGAACAAUUCACAAAUCAGCAACAGAAUGCAGUAACAAAUGCACAUACUAAAACACAUAUAUCCUCAAGCUUGAAUAAUGGAUUAACAACCUCUGAAGCUAUACAUCCUAUAGCUCAUCUGGAAAGGUCAAUACCAAAACCAGCAAUUCAGAAUAUCUACCCUGGGCAGAUGGGAAACAGUACAGGGGGGGUCCAGCAUUCAUCACAACCAACUCUCCAGAUGCAGCUUGACCACAAUGCAUCAUUUUCAUUGUUACCUCAUUCUCAAGUGAUACCUGGUAUUCUCUCAGAUUCUACCCAUAAUUCCACUCAGCCUCAACAACACUUAUCACAAGAGUCCAUGCAGCUUCUUGCUGGUCAUUCUAGUCAAUCUCUUCCAUGUGAAGCAACAGCAGUCGCAAUUCCUGUCUCAGACAACGGUGUUAAUCCAGCGAUAACAACUGCUGACAUGACUCCUUUGUCUAUCAGUACUGACUCACAAAAUCUCUCGAAACUCACAGACAUGCAGCUGACGCCAAAUACUGUUCUGACUUCAUUAGGUAAUUUGAGUAAAUAUGCCAACACAGAAGGUAUGGAGAAUAUUGGAGUUGACAGUUUGGAGAAUAUUUCGAAAGAAGAAGAUGGACAAGGAAAUGAGAUUACAGGUAUUAGUGAAGCCUCUCUUCAGAAUUUGGAGGUGAGCAGUGUUGUGUAUAUGGGAGACAAUAGUUACUCCUUGCAUUUCAAAACUCACACUGCAAGCAACAUAGAAUCCAAUUUAUCCACCGAAAACCUCAGCGGAGAGUCCCAGCAACCUGAUUUAAACCAGUUGACCGAGGCCAUGCCCAGUGGUCACCAAGGAGUGGAAGGCCAAGUCAGAAUUGAGAACCAGAUGGUGGGAAGUGAAAUCAGUGUGGAGAAUCCACCAGUGGAAGGUGGAGCAAGUCUUGUGAAUGAGGAUGAGGUCCAGGAGAGUCAGGUUGUGGAGCAACUCCACCAGGCGUACCUCCGCACACAGCAACAGAACAAGGAGAAGCAGCUGAGUCAGCAACAGCAACCACAGCAACACAAGACCAAGAUGAAGCAGAUGACAAGGAGGUCUCCUAAGAGCAAGCAGAGAAAGAAGAAGUUCCAGUGUACCAUUCAAGGCUGCAGCUUUGUGUCUGCCUACAUGAAGGAUCUGGAGAGACACAUGCGAGUUCAUACUGGGGAAAGGCCGUACAGUUGUGAAUACUGUAACAAAACCUUCAGUCGGAUGGACAAGCUCCGCCUACAUGUCAGGGGCCACACGGGGGAAAAACCAUUUAAAUGUGACCUCUGUAACUACCGAGCAGUGGACAAUGGCAGUAUCAAGAAACACAUGACUGUACACAGCAACGACAAACCCAUCAAAUGUCAGACUUGUUCCUAUGCCUGUCGCACCACUAGUCAGCUAGUUGUUCACCUGCGUAAGCACACAGGCGAUGCUCCGUUUUCUUGUCUCUAUUGUGAUUCCAAGUUUAAGAUCAAGUCGGAUAUGAAGAGACACAUGCGCACACACACAGGAGAGAAACCUUUCAAAUGCGAGCAAUGUGAUUUCAGUUGCUCUGCUAAAAGUAAUUUAAUUAGCCACUACAAUGUUCAUCAUUCCAGCACAAAGUUCACAUGUGACCAUUGUGAAUUUUCCACCUCGUCUAAAAGAUCAUUUCACGAGCAUCAGAAAACUCACUCUACUCCUGAUCCAGAGUGCAUUUGUAAAGUGUGCCAGUAUGUAUGCUCUAGCAAACAGACGCUGAAAACCCACAUGUCUAACUCUCACAACUAUAAGCUGUAUCUCUGCAAGGACUGCAACUUCUGCAGCAAGAGCAUGACCAAGGCCAGGCACCAUUACAAUACAUGUGGUUCUGUAAAGAAACCCUCCAGUCAUCUUAGAAAAUCCAAGAGACAUCGGACCCCACGCGACCAUGAUUCCCAAGGAAUGAAAUAUGAGAAGAAUUAUGUCUGUGAUUUCUGUGAUGAGGCUUUUGUGAGAAAGGACUCGCUGACCAGUCAUGUGAAACUUCACAGAGAAAGGACUCAGUCGACAUUGUCCACAGCGCUGACAGUGCUGGAACUUCAGCAGCCGGUCAUAAACAGCACAACAGUCCCCCCUGGAGUUGACCAUAAUUAUGAUAUGGAAGUGGUUACUAUUUCCUCCUCCAUGGGCCAAAGAAAAAAGGAUCACAAUUAUGAAACUCUUGAUAAGGAGGCAACCUCCUCAAAUUCAGAAAGUCAUAAAGAGGAGAGUCCUUCUGGAGGCAGGAGAACUCGACGGAGGAGUUCCAGCAGAUCCUAUAAAAAUGAUUCUGUUUAUGAUUCGCAUUAUAAACGCAAGUUGUCAAAGCCUUGCCGAAUUCAAACUACAACACUGGAGAAUUUUGAAAAGUGCAAACCUUCCACGAGUGCUGCUUUGCGUGAAUCGAAAAGUCUAGAGCAGGGUAGGUAUGAGCAGUAUGACAAUAACCCAUCAGGAAAUCUACCUGUGGAAACACAAACUCAGCAGACCACAAUUCUUCCUGAAGUGCUGCCACCUUUAGUGGUUAAUGUCAACCAGACUGAUCAACAGAUUAACUCAUCUCAAAAUCCUCAGACUGAAAUGGCCGUCAAUCCUAGCAGUGCUCCACAAACUAACAAUCCUAAUAUUCAAGUUGUUCAGAACAUUACAGUGCCUGUCAUACAGCUGAACAGUGGGCAAUUAGUGGCCAUGCAACAGGUUGGGAAUUUAUCGGACCAGGUGUUUUCUUUGACACCUUUAGCUGUCAAUCAGGUGAUACCAGGUGCCCCUGAUUCUUCAGGUGAAAGUGCUUCAAGUUCUAAGAUACAUGUAACUCCAGAAAGGCUAUUGUCCAUGUUUUCUCCAGAUACAAACUCUUAUAUUUCAGUUCUCCAGCAGGCUAUAUCCUCCCAGCAAAGUCAAAUGCCAGGUAACGAAACAGUAACGAUGAAUCAAAGUUCGCUAUCCAAUCCCUACACAAACCAAGGAUUUCCCACACAAAUUAACACUGUUCAGCCCUCAGGGGAUUGUGGUAUUCCCAAUAACCAAACUCUUAUCGUCACAGUCACAGAUUCACUUCCACCAUCCACCCUGCCGUCUGCUCAGCUGACCUCUAAUGCCAGUGCUACAGGAUCUUCCUCCACAGACACAGCUCAGUAUAAACACAAAGCGAAGUCUUCCAAGAGAACCUCUGUCCCCCGCGGACUGGAUGACAGUUCUUCGCAGAUUGAUGUACAGAGUAUAGAACUGGAUGACACAAGCUAUGACUUCAACCUCCAGGACAGUGGUCUGGUUUCCAAAGAGACUAUGGGAGGAAGACAGCCUGAUUUAUAAUGUCCCUACCAUCAUCCAAGUGUUCUAAUGAUAUUGUGCUACCAACAUCUAUGUAUGGAUAUUGAUAUGGAUACUUCGUAAUCUCUUACACAUUACAAUUUUCAUUUUGAUUCCAGUUGUCUUUCUUGCAGUAGAAUACUGUUGACAUUGGAGUAAAAUACUCUCAGUUUAAAACAGUUGUAUAUGGUGUAAGCACACUAUAAGGACCUGCAGGUUCUAUAUGAUUAAUUUUUUAUUUUUUUUACAUUACUUUAAAUGACUGUGUUUUAAAGACAUAAUCUUGUCAAUCCAAAAUCUAAGAAAAAUUUAUCCAAAUUUUCAAUGUAAAGAUAAUGUGUAAAGAUGUGGUUACUGCAUUUUUAUCUUUUUGCUGCAUUUAUACUUUAAUACUGAAAAAUGAAUCUAUUAUAACAGUAUGUGUCAACUUGUGUAUACCUUAAACAUUUCAGGCAGAUAAUGGUUAGGGAUCCAUGCAGUUAUAAGAUAUCUUUGCUGUAAAAAUGUGAUUUGAACAAUUGUUUUUGAAGAUACAUUUGUUUCAAGUUCAGAAAGUUGUUAUAGUUAGGCAUUUUGUAUGAGUUUUGUUUUUGAAAAGCUGUUUAAUGAAUUUUGAUACCUUGUUUGUUAGAACAUACUGUGAUACAUGCAUAGUUGUUUGCAAUGUAUUUGCAAGAUGCUACUUCAUAUUUAAUGUAAUAAAUACAAUUCUGAUAAA
Molecule: messenger RNA, 4940 nt
Organism: Magallana angulata
Lineage: Eukaryota; Metazoa; Mollusca; Bivalvia; Ostreida; Ostreidae
Product: zinc finger protein 236-like
Exons: 8
Coding region: 71-4225 (1384 amino acids)
Biological process (GO): regulation of transcription by RNA polymerase II
Molecular function (GO): RNA polymerase II cis-regulatory region sequence-specific DNA binding; DNA-binding transcription factor activity
Source: RefSeq, a predicted model, not a curated record